Molecule: messenger RNA, 3441 nt
Organism: Saccharomyces cerevisiae S288C
Lineage: Eukaryota; Fungi; Ascomycota; Saccharomycetes; Saccharomycetales; Saccharomycetaceae
Gene: VIP1
Product: inositol polyphosphate kinase VIP1
Exons: 1
Coding region: 1-3441 (1146 amino acids)
Biological process (GO): inositol phosphate biosynthetic process; intracellular phosphate ion homeostasis
Cellular component (GO): cytoskeleton; cytoplasm
Molecular function (GO): inositol bisdiphosphate tetrakisphosphate diphosphatase activity; diphosphoinositol pentakisphosphate kinase activity; inositol hexakisphosphate 1-kinase activity
Source: RefSeq, marked reviewed
AUGAGUGGGAUAAAGAAGGAACCGAUUGAAUCUGAUGAGGUUCCUCAACAAGAGACAAAAAAUAACUUACCUAGUGCACCUUCUGAGAUGUCACCCCUUUUCCUAAACAAAAACACACAGAAGGCUAUGCAAUCUAUUGCACCAAUAUUGGAGGGUUUCAGUCCUAAGACGUCAGCUAGCGAAAAUAUGUCUUUGAAAUUGCCACCUCCCGGUAUUCAAGAUGAUCACAGUGAAGAGAAUCUCACCGUGCAUGAUACUCUGCAAAGAACCAUAAGCACUGCACUAGGAAACGGAAACAACACCAAUACAGUUACAACUUCCGGUUUAAAAAAGGCAGACAGUGAAUCAAAGUCAGAAGCUGAUCCUGAGGGGCUCAGCAAUUCUAACAUAGUCAAUGAUGCAGAUAACAUAAAUUCCAUCUCCAAGACCGGAUCGCCCCAUUUACCUCAAGGAACAAUGGACGCUGAGCAGACUAACAUGGGAACUAACUCUGUACCUACUUCAUCAGCUUCUUCACGCAAAUCCUCGACUAGUCAUCCCAAACCUAGGCUACCCAAGGUAGGGAAGAUUGGGGUAUGUGCAAUGGAUGCAAAAGUCCUUUCAAAGCCAAUGAGACACAUUUUGAAUCGUUUAAUUGAACAUGGUGAAUUUGAAACUGUCAUUUUUGGAGAUAAGGUGAUUCUAGAUGAAAGAAUAGAGAAUUGGCCAACUUGCGACUUUUUGAUAUCUUUCUUUUCUUCAGGAUUUCCCCUAGAUAAAGCAAUUAAAUACGUCAAGUUACGCAAGCCUUUCAUUAUCAAUGAUUUAAUAAUGCAAAAGAUUUUGUGGGACAGGAGAUUAUGUCUACAAGUAUUAGAAGCCUACAACGUUCCAACACCUCCUAGACUGGAAAUCAGUAGAGAUGGUGGUCCCCGUGCCAACGAAGAAUUAAGGGCAAAAUUACGUGAGCAUGGCGUAGAAGUUAAACCCGUUGAAGAACCGGAAUGGAAAAUGGUUGAUGAUGAUACUUUAGAAGUUGAUGGGAAAACCAUGACUAAGCCCUUUGUUGAAAAGCCCGUUGAUGGUGAAGACCACAACAUUUAUAUAUACUAUCAUUCUAAGAACGGAGGAGGCGGUCGUCGUCUAUUCCGUAAAGUUGGUAACAAGUCUUCUGAGUUUGAUCCUACUUUGGUUCAUCCUCGUACGGAGGGGUCUUACAUUUAUGAGCAGUUUAUGGAUACCGAUAAUUUCGAAGAUGUGAAGGCUUAUACGAUUGGUGAGAACUUUUGUCACGCUGAAACUAGGAAAUCACCUGUGGUUGAUGGUAUAGUUAGAAGAAAUACUCAUGGUAAAGAAGUUAGAUAUAUUACUGAGUUAUCAGACGAAGAGAAAACCAUUGCUGGGAAAGUUUCCAAAGCUUUUUCACAAAUGAUCUGUGGUUUCGAUUUGCUUCGCGUUUCUGGUAAAAGUUACGUCAUUGAUGUUAACGGAUUUUCUUUUGUAAAGGAUAACAAAGCUUACUAUGAUUCAUGCGCCAAUAUAUUGAGAAGUACCUUCAUUGAAGCCAAAAAGAAGAUGGAUAUGGAAAAGAAGAAUCUGCCCAUUAUUCGUGAAGAAAAGGAACAAAAGUGGGUAUUCAAAGGACUGGCUAUCAUUAUCCGUCACGCGGACAGAACACCAAAACAGAAAUUCAAACAUUCAUUCACUUCGCCUAUUUUUAUAUCGUUACUAAAAGGUCACAAAGAAGAAGUUGUCAUUCGGAAUGUAAAUGAUUUAAAGAUUGUUCUUCAGGCCUUAAGAAUUGCGUUAGAUGAAAAAGCAGGAAAUCCAGCUAAAAUUAAAGUGUUAGCAAACGCUCUAGAAAAGAAACUGAAUUUUCCCGGUACGAAAAUACAAUUGAAACCGGUUUUAAAUAAAGAGAACGAAGUGGAAAAAGUUCAGUUUAUUUUGAAAUGGGGUGGUGAACCCACUCAUUCUGCCAAAUAUCAGGCUACGGAACUCGGAGAGCAAAUGAGACAAGAUUUUGACCUAUUGAAUAAGAGCAUUCUACAAAACAUCAAGAUAUUUUCAUCGUCUGAGAGACGUGUUCUUCAUACGGCGCAGUACUGGACCAGAGCUCUUUUUGGGGCCGAUGAAUUAGGUAGCGAUGAAAUCAGUAUUAGAAAGGAUCUUUUAGAUGACAGUAAUGCCGCCAAAGAUUUAAUGGAUAAGGUGAAAAAGAAGUUGAAGCCACUUUUAAGAGAGGGUAAGGAAGCUCCCCCACAAUUUGCCUGGCCUUCAAAGAUGCCGGAGCCAUAUUUAGUCAUAAAGCGAGUGGUUGAAUUGAUGAAUUACCAUAAAAAAAUUAUGGAUAACAACUUUGCUAAAAAGGAUGUCAACUCGAUGCAAACAAGAUGGUGUACUUCUGAAGAUCCUAGUUUGUUUAAGGAAAGGUGGGAUAAACUUUUCAAAGAAUUCAAUAAUGCUGAAAAAGUCGAUCCUUCUAAAAUUUCUGAAUUGUAUGAUACUAUGAAGUAUGAUGCUCUUCACAACAGGCAGUUCCUAGAGAACAUAUUUGACCCGGGUCUUCCAAAUGAAGCUAUCGCCGAUGAACUCGGCAGUCAUUCUUUAGUUGACCGAUACCCAAUUAACGUUCUCGCCAAAAAUAAUUUUAAGAUAAUAGACAGUCAUAGCAUGAACAAUUCUGGAAAGAACAGUAGUAAUAGUGUUGGGUCGUUAGGAUGGGUUCUGGAAAGCGGAAAAACAUCUACAGCAAGAAACCCCAAAUCUUCUUCUCAAUUCGAUGAGCCACGCUUUAUGCAGUUGCGGGAGCUGUAUAAGCUGGCCAAAGUAUUGUUUGAUUUUAUCUGCCCCAAAGAAUAUGGUAUUUCAGAUGCAGAGAAACUGGAUAUCGGUUUGUUAACUUCGUUGCCUUUGGCAAAGCAAAUACUAAAUGAUAUAGGAGACAUGAAAAAUAGAGAAACUCCAGCUUGUGUUGCGUACUUCACCAAAGAGUCCCAUAUUUACACUCUAUUGAAUAUCAUAUACGAAUCUGGUAUUCCAAUGAGAAUCGCUAGAAAUGCUUUACCAGAACUAGACUACUUGUCGCAGAUCACUUUUGAACUUUAUGAGAGUACGGAUGCUUCUGGUCAAAAAUCGCAUUCCAUUAGACUAAAAAUGUCUCCUGGGUGUCAUACUCAAGAUCCGUUAGAUGUUCAAUUAGAUGACAGGCAUUAUAUUAGUUGUAUUCCAAAGAUUUCCCUGACGAAGCAUUUGGAUAUGGACUAUGUUCAACAGAAAUUGAGAAACAAAUUUACCAGGGUCAUUAUGCCUCCGAAAUUUACACCAGUAAACAUUACGAGCCCCAACUUGAGUUUCCAGAAACGCAAAACCAGAAGAAAGUCGGUAUCUGUUGAGAAGUUGAAACGUCCUGCCUCGUCCGGAUCUUCAUCAUCUACCUCCGUUAACAAGACAUUAGAUUAG